AUGCCGCACAUUCAGGAGGAACCCAAGUUCUCGGCACCGGCCGAGGUACACCCUUUCGCCGGAGUCUUGAGUGAUCUCGACGGGACAAUUAUAGAUUCAACGGACGCAAUUGUCAAGCACUGGCACAAGCUCGGAAAGCAGCUCGGCGUGGAUCCGAAUGUCAUCCUGGCAACGUCUCACGGACGUCGCUCGAUAGACGUGCUCAAGCUCUACGAUCCGAGCUUGGCAACCUGGGAGCAUGUUUGCCAUGUUGAGGGCCUCAUCCCGAAGGAAUUUGGCCGAGACGCCGUGGAGAUCCCAGGCGCUCGCACGUUCCUCGACCGACUCGAGGAGGUCGGAGCUCGCUGGGCUAUUGUGACUUCCGGCACCCGGCCCCUCGCGACUGGCUGGCUGGACGUCAUGAAGCUGGCGCACCCCAAGAACCUGGUUUGCGCCGAGAUGGUUGAGAACGGCAAACCAGAUCCUGCGUGCUACCUGCUCGGCCACUCAAUGCUGGGAGUCGCGCCCGGCGAGCCCGUCCUGGUUUUCGAAGACGCUCCGGCCGGCGUGCAAGCCGGCAAAGCUGCUGGUUUCAAGGUGGUGGCACUGGCGACAACGCACACAGUUGAUCAGCUGAAGGAAGCCGGCGCGGACUGGAUCGUGCGCGAUAUGCGAAGUGUCACGCUCAAGGCGUACGACAACGAGAGCGGCCGAAUCAGCAUUGAAAUCUCCGACGCCUUGCAAGAAUAG
Lasiodiplodia theobromae is the source of this 729-nucleotide messenger RNA. Its product is annotated as Glycerol-3-phosphate phosphatase. Bases 1 to 729 code for a protein of 242 amino acids. The transcript has 4 exons. Lineage: Eukaryota; Fungi; Ascomycota; Dothideomycetes; Botryosphaeriales; Botryosphaeriaceae. Gene Ontology annotation, molecular function: beta-phosphoglucomutase activity; sugar-phosphatase activity. The record is from RefSeq and is a predicted model, not a curated record.